CGUCUCCUCUGCGGAGUGCUUGUUGUAAGGCGACCGAACCGGUGGUCGAAGUGCACUGCAGAAUCCCAGAUGAGCGUGCAACUGUAAGCACUGACUGCAGCUUGGUUAUCUCUGGUAUCCAAGAUGCGGCUCUUUUCUUCGUUAUGUCUUGUGGUCGUGGCACUCCUGAGCGUGGUGUCGGCCAGAAGCGCCGUCGGGAACAGAGUGCUUGUUGUUUUGGAGGAUGAAUCGCAGAAACCGCUAUACUCGAAAUUCUGGGCGGACCUGGAAGCCCGAGACUUCAAACUAUCCUUUGAGUCGCCGAGGAGCGAGCAGUUGUCGCUAUUCCGGCAUGGCCAGUUGGCGUACGAACAUUUACUCCUAACACCGCCCAAGUCGAAAGGCUAUGGACCAUCGUUGACGCCUAAGAUCCUCCUUGACUACGUCAACGCGGGCGGAAACGUCCUGCUGGGUCUCUCCUCCGAUUCGGGCACGCCGUCUGCCGUUUCCUCCCUUCUCCUCGAGUUUGAUAUUUCCCUGUCACCGGACAAGCAUUCAGUCGUCGUGGACCAUUUCAACUAUGACGCCGUGUCCGCGGCCGAGAAACACGAUGUCCUACUGGUCGAUCGGCCGGGCCCAUUGCGACCAGACGUGGUCAACUUCUUUGGAGGUGAUGGCGUUCUCGCGGUCCCAAGAGCCGUGGGACAGACACUCGGAACAUCCAGUGCCUUGAUUGCACCCAUUCUCCGGGCGCCCAAGACAGCAUACACAUACAACCCCAAGGACGAGACCGAAAGUGUCGAGGAGCCAUUUGCGACUGGAUCGCAGUUGGACAUCAUAUCGGCAAUGCAGGCUCGCAACUCGGCCCGCGUCACUGUUCUCGGGUCGUUGGAAAUGCUUCAGGACAAGUGGUUCGACGCAUCGGUCAAGUUGCCCGGCGGGAAAUCCAGCAAAACGGUCAACCAGGAAUUUGCAAGGCAGCUGACGGAAUGGACCUUCCAAGAAGUCGGCGUCCUCAAAGUCUUCUCUGUCCAGCACUAUCAGAUCACCACAUCGACCAAACCUACCGAGAAUACCACCCAAAUAGGCGAGUAUAAUCCUGAAAUGUAUCGGAUCAAGAACGACGUGAAAUUCUCCAUUGAAAUCGGCCAAUACGACCGCACGCAUUACGUUCCAUUUGUCGUCCCUGAGACAGAUGCCCUCCAACUCGAAUUCACCAUGCUCUCUCCUUUCCACCGCCUCCCACUUAGCCCGACCCUGACCACCGACAACAGCACCAUUUUCAGCACCACGUUUACCACCCCGGAUCAGCACGGCAUCUUUGCCUUCAAAGUCAACUACAAGCGACCGUUCUUGACCCCGAUCGAGGAGAGACAUCAAGUCACGGUCCGGCACUUUGCACAUGACGAGUGGCCCCGCUCCUGGGAGAUCACCGGAGCGUGGCCCUGGGUUGCCGGACUAUGGAGUGUUAUUGCCGGAUUCGUCCUUUUCGUCCUUCUAUGGCUCUAUUGUGAACCGCCAAAGGAGGAGCUCGAGAGGCGGCGGAAGCUGAGUGUGAGUGUGAGCUCGACAAAAUGAGGCUGGGUGGUUUCGUGGCUAUCUACAGCAUGUGAAUAGCGCACCACCAGAGCAAUGUCUAUAUAAAAAGGAGGUGCAGUGGGGAAACGUGUACGGGCUUCCAUUUCAUUCUCGACGGAUAGAAUCAGCAGAGGGAUAGAGACAAAACAAAAAGUUGCUUUUCCACCCAAUUUCAUCGAUGUUCGUAGCGUCAAAUGGGGUUAUCUGGUAUGCUUGAUGACUGUUGUAAAAGUGGUGUUCAUAGGAGCAGAGAUAUAUAAUACAUUGUUCUUGCUCAACUGUCGAACCUCCUGCAAGACCACA
This is a messenger RNA of Exophiala dermatitidis NIH/UT8656, 1860 nucleotides long. Its product is annotated as dolichyl-diphosphooligosaccharide-protein glycosyltransferase. Gene Ontology annotation, cellular component: endoplasmic reticulum membrane; oligosaccharyltransferase complex. Lineage: Eukaryota; Fungi; Ascomycota; Eurotiomycetes; Chaetothyriales; Herpotrichiellaceae. The record is from RefSeq and is a predicted model, not a curated record. The transcript is spliced from 4 exons. Bases 124 to 1557 code for a protein of 477 amino acids.